Messenger RNA from Vitis vinifera (wine grape), 2632 nucleotides. Its product is annotated as protein NARROW LEAF 1. NCBI's taxonomy places the organism in Eukaryota, Viridiplantae, Streptophyta, Magnoliopsida, Vitales, Vitaceae. Bases 443 to 2233 code for a protein of 596 amino acids. The record is from RefSeq and is a predicted model, not a curated record. The transcript has 8 exons.
UGCCCCACAGAAAAGUGUGAUUAAUCAAAAUGAGAGAGAAUUUCAGGAAGGGGAAAUGGGAAGGGAGAAAAGAAAAAGAUAAAAACUGCAAAAAGGGGGAAAGGAAAAAAAGAGGGGGGAUGACCAAAAAUUCAUUAUUGAACAGUUUCUUAGUUCUUCUUGUACAAAUACAACAAUAACUGAAGGAUAUUUUAUGCGUUUCUCUCUCUGAUGGGUUUGGUAGAAAAUCUGUACUAGGGCAUGAGAAUCUUCAAGGGGCUUGGUUCUGAAUCCUCCAUCUACAGCUCCACCAUUGCUGGUUGGUUGUUUCUUCAAUCUGAUUUUAGAGGCACUUUUCAACUUUUUAUUUCAAGUGGGUUUGCUCCCUUCUCUCUCUAGCUGUUCAGCUGCAUAGUUUGUCCUCUUUGCCUGAGUGCAUGCAACCUGCAAAGGAGUGCUGAAAAUGGACAGGACCAGAUUGGAUUUGAGAUUUCAUCACUCUGGAUCUAUACAAUCAGAGGAAUCAGCUCUGGAUUUGGAAAGAAAUUACUGCAAUCAUCCUAAUCUGCCGUCGCCGAGCCCACCACCACUUCAAGCUUUUGCAUCCGGUGGCCAGCUCUCUGAAAGCAAUGCUGCAUACUUCUCAUGGCCUACUUCAAGUAGAUUAAAUGAUGCGGCUGAAGAUAGAGCAAACUAUUUUGGGAACCUUCAGAAGGGGGUAUUGCCAGAAACUCUUGGGCGGUUGCCAACUGGACAGCAAGCUACGACCUUGCUUGAGCUGAUGACAAUUAGGGCAUUUCAUAGCAAAAUAUUGCGUCGUUUUAGUCUUGGCACGGCAAUUGGGUUUAGGAUUCGACGAGGUGUGUUGACAGAAAUACCAGCCAUUCUGGUUUUUGUUGCACGAAAAGUUCAUCGGCAAUGGCUCAAUCACAUCCAAUGUCUACCAGCAGCCCUGGAGGGACCAGGAGGCGUAUGGUGUGAUGUGGAUGUUGUGGAAUUCUCUUACUAUGGUGCACCUGCACCAACACCCAAAGAACAAUUGUAUACUGAACUUGUCGAUGGCUUGCGAGGAAGUGAUCCAUGCAUUGGUUCUGGUUCCCAGGUUGCAAGCCAAGAGACAUACGGAACCUUGGGUGCUAUUGUAAAAAGCCGAACAGGAAACCAACAGGUUGGUUUCCUCACAAAUCGGCACGUGGCAGUUGAUUUGGACUAUCCAAGCCAGAAAAUGUUUCAUCCUCUGCCACCCAGCCUUGGACCUGGGGUGUAUCUGGGUGCAGUGGAGAGGGCAACAUCCUUCAUCACAGAUGAUCUUUGGUAUGGCAUCUUUGCCGGAACAAACCCAGAGACAUUUGUGCGUGCGGAUGGAGCCUUUAUUCCGUUUGCUGACGAUUUUAACGUCUCCAACGUAACAACAACAGUUAAAGGUGUAGGUGAGAUCGGUGAUGUCAACAUCAUAGACUUGCAAUCUCCAAUCAACAGUCUAAUUGGGAGGCAAGUGGUGAAAGUUGGAAGAAGCUCUGGAUUGACUACUGGGACCAUAAUGGCCUAUGCCCUAGAGUACAAUGAUGAGAAAGGGAUUUGUUUCUUUACCGAUUUUCUAGUUGUUGGUGAGAACCAACAGACGUUUGACCUUGAAGGGGAUAGCGGAAGCUUGAUUCUCUUGACGGGUCAGAAUGGGGAGAAGCCGCGGCCUGUUGGGAUUAUUUGGGGAGGAACAGCUAACAGGGGCAGAUUGAAACUAAAAGUUGGUCAACCCCCGGAGAAUUGGACUAGUGGAGUAGAUCUUGGACGUCUUCUUGACCUCCUCGAACUUGAUCUUAUCACAACCAGCGAAGGGCUUCAAGCUGCAGUGCAUGAGCAAAUAAAUGCUUCAGCGGCAGGGAUUGAUUCUACGGUCGGAGAGUCAUCUCCACCAGAACCAGUACUGCUGAAAAACAAAACUGAGGAGAACUUCGAGCCACUUGGUAUAAACCUCCAGCAGGUCCCCAUUGAAGGUGAGUCCCAGCAGGCAGUGCUCCCAUCCUUCAUACACACUGAGUUCCACAUAGAAGAAGGGGUUGAAGCUGCUCCCAAUGUGGAAGAACACCAGUUCAUCCCCAGCUGCCCUGGGAAAUCCCCAGUACACCAGAACAACAAACAGGAAAACCCAGAACUGAAAAACCUCUGGGCACUAAGGAAUACCUCUGAAGAAGAGAUGGCGGUUUCCCUGCAGCUGGGCAAACCCGAACCAAAGAGAAGAAAGCAGGCUGACUGAACCCCAAAUGAAGCAGAAAGGGAGCUACUCAUUCUGCCCAGAGAAUCCGGUCUCACGACGAAGUUCUUCUGAUUCUGCAUCCUAGCUACAAAUCAUGGCGGCCUUCAAAGCCUGAAAUGUGAGUAUGCCAUGGGAAAUAUGAGGUUGGUGCUCCAACUAGAUCAGUUGAGUAUUAUUCAUUUUUGAAUGUUUUGGUUAAGAUCACAACUAUAGAUUUACAUAUGUGGGGUCAUACAAUAUCUAAUAGAAAAUGUUUAGACUGUAAUUGUAUUUUUUUUUUCUUCUUUGAUUUGUAUCAUUUUGGUUAAGUUAUAAUGUUACCAUAAGCACUCCUAAAGAGUGAGUGCCAACAGCUAUUUGAAGAAGUUAGAAAAUCUAAAAAUUUCAUUUUCUCCUGCU